UCAGUAUUAACAUUAUUGUUUUUAUAAUUUAACAGUAAUCCUUUGAGAGUAUUUGGAUGCUUAGCCGAGAUACAGCCUAGUCAUUUGUUGCAUUAUAUAAAUGUUAAUAUUUAUAUGAGCAGAUGUUAUUUCUCAUGGGGCGGAGUUUCUACUGUCUCACCUAUUCAUACGCCUUACCAUUUGUUAAGUUCGGCGAUUGUUUGUUUCAUGUAUCUAUGUUCAGCUGAUUAUUUGUAAAUACUGCUUUUCGUUAAGGCUGUUCAUUUGACCAAAGAGCUGUAUAUGAUGCAUUGGGUUUAGAUUGUUAUAUUAUUUAAGGAAUGGACCUGAGCACACUUUGUUGUUAAAAGCCGAGGAUUUUAUUGGUUCAUUUUGUCACGUGGUAACUGAGUCGGAAUCUAUAAAUACGGACUCAGAAUUCAGUCUCAGCAUCUUCUUUCUGGAGUUCACACCUCCUUAAGACAACCAACAACAACGAUGACGUUCGAAUGCUGGUUUGCCGGAUGCGAAAAGAUUUUCACAACUCGUGAUCAGCUGAGGAACCACGUCAGCAACCACGGGUACCUACGGGUGGUCUGUCCAUGGUGCAGCGAGGAUGAGAAGUCCAAGAGACGGAUGGUUGACCUCAAGAGACAUGUGAGUGAGUGUCACGUCAGGGUGAUCGCGGACGAUGAGAGACUUCACUUCUUACGUGAGCGUUGUGGGUUCUUCUUGGCCAUCAAUCCAGAUGAUUACAAGCGUGCUAUUGGAACACCGGAGGAGGAUCCUGCCUCAGAUUACCUGAAGGAUGCCGUCAGAGGAUUGUGUGCCAAGAACCCAAAGGGGCGUUCCAUCACGGAGUGGGAGAAGGGUUGGCGGUCCGUCCAACCAUAUUCCCCGACGAAACCGCAGGUCAACACCAUCGUAUCCGUGACCAUGGCUCAAUCGGGAGUUCAUGCGGUGCUGUGGGUAGGUGACAAGAACUACAGAAGAGUGACUGUAUCACCAGCCGUUAUCGGGCAGCCAAAGAAGCGAGAAGCCUUAUUUCGACGGAUGGCAGUCGCCCACACCCCAAGCGAUCUUCCGCCUUGUCUGGACGACUGGACAUCUUGCGAGGACACGCCGUCUGAACGUCUGGCAAGAUGUCUAGGAGUGGACAUCGAGGAUCUUGUUCUCAUUGAAGCCCCCCUCACUUCCAAUGCACAGUCGUCUACUCCAUGUCCGACUUCCCCACUACCUGAAUCACCAAAGAUCUCUUUGCACUCUCCCCAGAAGUCGCCGCCCAGAAAAGUCCAGAAACGUGAUCCUGACAUAUCCCUCAGUGCCGUUGCUGCCCCACCUCAUAGUCGGAAGUUGACCUUCGAGCAAUUGUUCAAUGACUUGGAAAGGCCAACGAAGUCACCUAAAACAUCAUCACCCACGUGUCAACCGAAGUCACCUGUGGAAAUUAUUUCCUCGGCAGAUGGGCAUCACACACCCCUGAAGUCUCUACCCCGUCAACUUCAGGCACCACCAUCCAAACAGCCCCUCCCGAAGUCUCUUCCCCGUCAACUUCAGGCAACACCAUUCACACAGCCCCUCCCGAAGUCCCUUCCCCGUCAACUUCAAGCACCACCAUCCACCCAGCCCCUCCCGACGUCCCGAACACCAGUCAGUCCUGCACAGAAUACUCCCGUGUUGCAGGUCUGGCCCAAUUCCUCGCCAGUGGCGCCAAGACAACUACUGAUUCCUCCAAGUCCUGGCUCAGUAUCGUCUCGGGUAUCUUCAGAUGUCAACUCUGCAAUAAAGGACAGUGCCAUGGCCCUACUUUGCUCUGGUGGGAUGCCUCUUUUUUCACCAGGCAGACGUGACUGGACGCUGGCUACGCCCGUAGCAUUGCCUGUCACUGGCCCUUUGAGUACAUGGCCCCCAGCCGACUGGCAACAGAUGUCACCAGAAGAUAAAUUGAUGGCGUGGGAGGCUACAGCCUAUACGUUGGGCGUUUCUUUCAACUUUCCUAUUUCAAGGAAUUACCUCUUGGAUGCGUUCCAGUGUCAGGCGCUGCCCGGGUCCCGAAACCCCUCUAUAAACUCCCAUGAAGCACAGAUGCGCCAUUUUAAUUACAUGGCCCUCAGAAACAUCGCUGUUGAAAAAACACCUAAUGGACCAUGUGACAGCAACAUUGUCGCCAGUCUGCAAGCAGCUUCUUCCCUGAGCAUGUCACAAGUUGAGGGACCAUACAAAACUUUCAUCUCUUCGCUAGAAGGCAUCCCACUCCGCCUCCAUUCUUCGGAGUCGCGUUCAGGAAGUAGAUCAAGCAGCCUCAGGAAGAAAUGAAAAUC
This is a messenger RNA of Dreissena polymorpha, 2300 nucleotides long. RefSeq lists its product as uncharacterized. The transcript is spliced from 2 exons. The record is from RefSeq and is a predicted model, not a curated record. NCBI's taxonomy places the organism in Eukaryota, Metazoa, Mollusca, Bivalvia, Myida, Dreissenidae. The coding region runs from base 478 to 2295 and encodes 605 amino acids.